AAUGCACUCAGUUUCUUUUUGCUUUCGGAGCAUCCAAAAGCUCAGUGGGCUCUGGCUCUAGCUGCACCCAGUGGCUUGUAACUCUCAUCCGAAUACACAGUUUUAGCCUUGGAAAACCAGAACAAGAAACAGAUCAGAAAAAUUGAUUCCCAGACACAGAAAAUAAACUAUGUUCCCCCAAUUCGGAGCGACGGCGGAAUCUCUGACCAAGGCCUCGACGGCGGUGUUCCGGAUCGGCACUGAUGCGCACCUCUACGACGACCCCGAAGACGUCAAUAUCGCGCCUCUCCUCGACAGCAAGUUCGAUUCCGAGAAGUGCGAAGCUCUCAAGCGCUUGCUCGCUCUCAUCGCUCAGGGCUUCGAAGUCUCCAACUUCUUCCCUCAGGUUGUUAAAAAUGUUGCGUCUCAGUCAUUGGAAGUGAAGAAGCUGGUCUACUUGUACCUCCUGCAUUAUGCUGAAAAGCGUCCAAAUGAGGCAUUGCUGUCAAUUAAUUGCUUCCAGAAGGACCUUGGGGACACUAAUCCAUUGGUGAGGGCAUGGGCGCUCCGUGCCAUGGCGGGAAUCCGCCUUCAUGUAAUUGCACCACUUGUUCUUGUUGCUGUGCAAAAGUGUGCAAGAGAUCCUUCUGUCUAUGUUAGAAAAUGUGCUGCUAAUGCACUUCCUAAGCUUCAUGAUUUGCGGAUGGAGGAACACACUUCAGCAAUUGAAGAGAUUGUUGGACUACUUUUAAAUGACCAUUCCCCAGGAGUUGUUGGAGCUGCUGCAUCUGCAUUUACUUCAGUUUGCCCUAACAAUUUUUCAUUGAUUGGAAGAAAUUACAGACGGUUGUGUGAGAUUCUUCCUGAUGUGGAAGAGUGGGGACAAAUAGUUCUAAUCGGGAUCCUUCUGCGGUAUGUGAUUGCAAGGCAUGGGCUUGUCAAAGAAUCCAUUAUGUUUUCUUUGUAUAAUAAAGACAUGGACAAUUUAGAGGAAGAUGAAUCAUACAUUACUUCAAAAGAAGAUGCUGAUUAUGCCAGUGAGAAGACUGUAUCCGAAUUAGCAAAUAUGAUAUUUCAGUGUUACAUUGAAGGGCCAGAUGAGUACUUAUCGCGAUCAAGUUCUUCUAAUGGGGUUGCCCCCAAAUUAGAUGUAUCACAAUAUACAUCUUGCAGUAAUGAUGUUGUCAGAAUCCUGCUGCAGUGUACAUCACCAUUGUUAUGGAGUAAUAACAGUGCGGUUGUUCUUGCAGCUGCUGGUGUACACUGGAUAAUGGCUUCUAAGCAGCAUUUGAAAAGAAUUGUUAAACCACUCUUGUUUGUCCUGCGAUCAUCUUAUGCCUCAAGAUAUGUGGUAUUGUGUAAUAUCCAAGUGUUUGCUAAAGCUAUGCCAUCUCUUUUUGCUCCACACUAUGAAGACUUUUUCAUAUGCUCUUCUGAUUCCUAUCAGAUAAAGGCUUUGAAGCUGGAUAUACUUUCCUCUAUUGCUUUAGAAUCAUCCAUUUCAUUCAUUCUUAAAGAGUUUCAGGAUUAUAUUAGAGAUCCGGACAGGAGAUUUGCUGCUGAUACAGUUGCUGCCAUUGGUCUAUGUGCUCAGCGGCUUCCAAAAAUGGCAAAUACGUGCUUGGAUGGAUUAUUGAAUCUGACUAGACAAGAAUUUUUUUGUGGUGAAAUUAGAUCCUUGGAUGGAGAAGAGGGCGUACUAAUUCAGGCAAUUAUGUCCAUCAAAUCGAUUAUAAAAUUAGAGCCACUCAGUUACGAGAAGGUUAUAAUUCAGUUGGUCCGUAGCUUGGAUACAAUCAAGGUGCCUGCUGCCCGUGCAAUGAUUAUUUGGAUGUUGGGGGAGUAUUGCUCUUUGGGUGAGAUAAUUCCAAGGAUGUUGAGUACCGUACUCACAUAUCUUGCAUGGAGUUUUACUUCAGAAGCAUCAGAAGCUAAGCUUCAGAUUCUUAAUACAACUGCAAAGGUAUUGCUGUGCAUUAAGGGAGAAGAUAUUUUGAUCUUGAGAAAAGUGUGGAUUUAUGUAAUUGAACUGGCUGAGUGUGACGUGAACUAUGAUAUUCGUGAUCGUUCACGUUUCUUAAAAAAACUUCUCUCUAGCAAUUUUGAGUCUCAGUGUGUGGAUGGAGAAAAUAGUGAAUCACAAAAAAGAGUACUUGCAGAAUGCAUAUUUGGUCAACAGACAAAAACUGUGACAGUUGCAUCUGAACCCAUCAAUCACCGGUUUUAUCUCCCGGGGUCUCUUUCACAGUUAGUAUUCCAUGCAGCUCCAGGCUAUGAUCCUCUCCCAAAACCUUGUAGCCUUCCUUACACUGAUCUUGAUCAAUACGAUGGAGCUACCAAGAGUGAUUCGGAUGAGGAGGAUGAUCCUGGCACAUCUGGGUCUUUGGAUGAGGAAAGUGCUUCAGAUUAUAGUUCUGAACAGUCUAUUACUGGUUCAAGCGAAGUGAGUGGCAGUGAUGAGUCUGUUUCUGGCACUGAAGGUGAAGUAAAUGCUGAUCCAUUGAUUCAGAUAUCAGACACUAGCAAUGUCUGUGAAAACCAGAAUGGUGGGGCUGAAUCUGGCACUGCUGAUUUUGGGGAUUUGAUCUCAACGAAGUCUCUUGAGUCUUGGUUGGAUGAACCAACCAGGUCCUCUAAAGGAAGUGAAAUAGAACAAAGCCGAAUUCGUAGAUCUUCAGCAAGAAUAACCAUUGGAAAUAUACAAAGCCGAGUUAAACCCAAAUGCUACACUCUCUUAGAUCCUGCAAAUGGAAAUGGGUUAAAGGUGAAUUAUUCAUUUUCAUCCAAGACUUCAAGCAUAUCCUCUCAUCUUGUAUGUUUAGAAGUAUUAUUUGAAAACAGUUCCCUGGAGCCCAUGUUUGAUAUAGUCGUGAUAGACGAGGAAUCUUGCAAAAGCUCAGAUUCUAGCGAUCAAAUAUCACCAACUACUGAAAAUACCUUGAAAUUUCAUAUUGAUAAACCAGCAUUGGUUUCCAUGGAGGAGAUCCAUUCUCUGGAGCCUGGUCAGACAGCAAACCGGAGUCUACUUGUUCGUUUCCAUCACCAUCUUUUGCCUUUGAAACUGUCUUUAUUUUGCAAUGACAAGAAAUUCCCUGUCAAGUUAAGGCCUGACAUUGGAUACUUUGUAAAACCACUUCCCAUCAGUAUUGAAGAUUUCAGAGAAAAGGAAUCUCGUCUUCCAGGGAUGUUUGAAUAUGUGAGGAGUUGCACCUUUACCGAUCACAUUCUAGAGCUGAACAAGGGAAGCAACUCUUUGACAGAGGACAAAUUCCUUGUAAUCUGCGAGACCUUAUCACUAAAAAUGCUGAGCAACGCAAAUCUUUCUCUUGUAUCUGUGGAUAUGCCGGUUGCUGCCAACCUUGAUGAUGCGUCUGGUUUGUGCUUGCGUUUCAGUGGUGAGAUCUUGAGCAAUUCUAUGCCAUGCUUAAUUACAGUUACUGUUGAGGGUAAAUGCUCAGACCCAUUAGUUGUUUCUGUAAAAGUCAACUGUGAAGAGACCGUAUUUGGCUUAAAUUUCUUAAAUAGGGUUGUCAAUUUCUUAGUUGAGCCAUCUGUUACCCACUCAUAAGAUUUGAUAUUGGAUAGAAAUUUCACAAAUAUUGAUUGAGUUGUGGGAAAGUAUAUUGAAAAACUUUCUUGCUUUUAGUGAGUUAUUGGAAUUCUAGUUUUUCCUUUUUCGUAUUGUUGGGAAGGAAGAAAAAAUGGGUCGGGUGUUGGGGUGGCGGCGAGUCGAUGACUGUAAUUUCUGUUUUGGUUAAUCUCUAAUUUUCCAUUUACUUUCGUGUCUUCUUCUCAUUCUCAUUAUGUGUCGAUACUCUUUCAUCCACCUUUUGAAUACACUCAAUUAUUGAAUGAAUCAUUUGCAUGAAUUCAAUUCAUCCUAUAGUUUGU
Abrus precatorius (Indian licorice) is the source of this 3870-nucleotide messenger RNA. RefSeq names its product AP3-complex subunit beta-A. Gene Ontology annotation, cellular component: AP-3 adaptor complex; membrane coat. Gene Ontology annotation, biological process: vesicle-mediated transport; intracellular protein transport. The record is from RefSeq and is a predicted model, not a curated record. The transcript has 11 exons. NCBI's taxonomy places the organism in Eukaryota, Viridiplantae, Streptophyta, Magnoliopsida, Fabales, Fabaceae. The coding region runs from base 170 to 3547 and encodes 1125 amino acids.